Molecule: messenger RNA, 2662 nt
Organism: Chinchilla lanigera (long-tailed chinchilla)
Lineage: Eukaryota; Metazoa; Chordata; Mammalia; Rodentia; Chinchillidae
Gene: Arhgap9
Product: Rho GTPase activating protein 9
Exons: 17
Coding region: 167-2554 (795 amino acids)
Biological process (GO): regulation of GTPase activity; signal transduction
Cellular component (GO): cytoplasm
Molecular function (GO): protein binding
Source: RefSeq, a predicted model, not a curated record
UUUUUGUCAUUAUCUCUUGUUCUCCCCUGAGUUUCUGCCUUGGACCUGAUUCUUCCUCCUCAUCUCUUUCUUGUGUCCAGCCUCGGACUCCUGCCAGGACCCAGGACCAGCUGCUCAUGCCCCUGGGUCUUCGGAUGGCCCCUACAAGGUGACAGUGCCGACCACAAUGCUAUCCAGUCACUGGUGGCCAAGUACCUGGGGGAACCUGGGGCUAGGGCCCCGAAGCCCUUCUCCAGGGUCCCAGCUCUGUGCCCUCUAUCCCUUUUCUUAUACUGCGGCAGAUGGCCGGCAGGUGUGUCUGGCUGAAGGUGACAGGUUCCUACUGCUUCGGAAGACCAACUCGGACUGGUGGUUAGCAAGGCGCCUGGGAGCACCAUCUACCUCUCAACCCAUCUUUGUCCCAGCUGCCUACAUGACAGAGGAAGCCAUUGCUUCCCAGAGCCCAACUAUUAUUACACCCAGCCAAUCGCUCUGGACUCCUGAGCCAAAGCUAUUUCAUAGCUCGCUGGAGGCCCUGCACCCACCUCAGGCACACCAGGCUCCAUCUGAGCAGCCUCCUCCCCUUCCCCCCAAGAUGUGUAGAAGCAUCAGUGUUGCCAGUUUGAGGCCCAGCCCCCUGAAGCCCCUCCAGGACGGGCCAAGUGGAAGAUCCCUCUUUGAGGAAGAUGCAUUGACAGAAGCCAAUGCCAACAUGGCAGGACCCCAGCCUCUCAUGUCCGAGCCCGCCGUGUACAGUAACUUGGUGGACCUUCGCCGCUGCCCCCGAUCCCCACCCUCAGACCCUGCAUGCCCCCUAUUGCAGAGGCUGGACGCCUGGGAGCAGCACCUGGACCCCAACUCCGGACGCUGCUUUUACGUGAACUCACUCACCGGCUGCAAAUCCUGGAAGCCUCCGCGCCGCAGUCGCGUCCCGGACACGGUGAGACCUUCCCUUCUGCCUGCCCCGUGGUCCCUCAAUCUCCUCCUUUCUCCGCUGACCCUCCAGGCAGUGUGUGUUCUCUCAGACCAAAAGAAACAGUCACUUGUGAGAUGGGUGUCGGGAGCAGUGAAGUGGCAUCUGAAUGUACCUUUACCCCCCACGCCGCCUCCCCAGGACCCUGGCUCCAUGGAGGGGACACAGACCCUGAACAGGGACAAUGGUGUCCUGCAGCCUCAGGCAGAGGGCUUGGGGUCUGGCACAGGGACCCUGGAACUGCCUGACCCAGAGGGGUCCCCCUGCCUGGGCCAGCGCCCCGCCCAGCUUGUGCCCUCUGCCCAGCCGCCAGCCUUGGCGCGCCGCCGAGAUCCGCCGCAGCUGCUGGAAGACCCCCAUGAGGUGGAACAGUCGGGUCUGCUCAACGUGACCAGGAUUGCUCAAGGGGGGCGCAAGCUCAGGAAGAGCUGGGCCCCCGCGUGGGUGGUGUUGGCGGGCAACAGCCUGGUGUUCUACCGCGAGCCGCCGCCGCCGGCGCCCUCUGCUGGCUGGGCUCCAGCGGGUAGCCGCCCCGAGAGCAGCGUGGACCUGCGCGGGGCGGCCCUGUCUCACGGCCGCCACCUGUCCAGUCGCCGCAACGUCCUGCACAUCCGCACGGUCCCUGGCCACGAGUUCCUGCUGCAGUCGGACCAGGAGAGCGAGCUGCGAGCCUGGCGCCGCGCGCUGCGGGCGGUCAUCGAGCGGCUGGAGCGGGAGAACCCCCUGGAGCUGCGUCUGUCCGGGUCGGGACCGGCGGAACUGGCGGAACUGAGUGCCGGGGAGGAUGAGCAAGAGGAGUCCGAGCCGGUGUCCAAGCCGCUGCUGCGGUUCAGCAGCCGCCGGAGCUCCAGUCGGUGUCCCGAAGGCACUGAGCAGAAUCGCGUGAGGAACAAGCUAAAGCGGUUUAUUGCCAAGAGACCGCCUUUGCAAAGCCUUCAGGAGCGGGGCCUGCUUCGAGAUCAGGUGUUCGGCUGCCAGCUGGAAUCCCUGUGCCAGCGGGAAGGGGACACGGUGCCCGGCUUCGUGCGGCUCUGCGUUGCUGCUGUGGAUAAAAGAGGUCUAGAUGUUGAUGGCAUCUACCGGGUGAGCGGAAACUUGGCAGUGGUCCAAAAACUCCGCUUUCUGGUGGACAGAGAGCGGGCGGUUACCUCUGAUGGGAGGUAUAUGUUCCCAGAACAGUCAGGGCAAGAAGGUCAGUUAGAUUUGGACAGUGCUGAAUGGGACGACAUUCACGUGGUCACUGGAGCCCUGAAGCUUUUUCUCCGGGAGCUGCCCCAGCCUCUGGUGCCUCCACAGCUGCUGCCUCAUUUCCGUGCUGCCCUUGCGCUCUCCAAAUCAGAAGAGCGCCUCUCUCAAAUACAAGAAUUAAUUGAGUCGAUGCCAAAGCCCAAUCAUGACACUCUGCGGUACCUCCUGGAGCAUUUAUGCAGGGUGAUAGCACACUCAGAUAGCAACCGCAUGACCCCCCACAACCUGGGGAUUGUGUUUGGACCAACCUUGUUUCGGCCAGAGCAGGAGACAUCUGACCCGGCAGCUCACGCGCUCUACCCUGGGCAGCUGGUCCAGCUGAUGCUCACUGACUUCACCAGCCUCUUCCCCUGACUCGGGCAAAGAGGAGGAAACGUUUCCUAAGGAUCUGUUGGGUGACUUAGGGGUGGGGAGCAGGAUGUUGUUUUAAGAACAUUCCUAUAAAACCCUGUCUCCCAGUGA